AUGAGGGACCUGGGGCCAUCCCCCGUGUCACCCCCCGUGUCACCCCCCGUGUCACCCCCCUCCGCGGCCUCUCCCGUGUCCCGCUCGUUGUCCCGGGCUCAAAGUCCACGGCCGGAGCCGCCCGCGGGCAGCGGGCACGGGCACGGGGCCAGGCCGGGCCGGGCCGGGUCGGGCACGGGCAAGUCCCAGCAGCGCCGGGGGAGGCGCGGCCGUGCGGGAACCGGGCGGGCACCGGGCGGGCUCGGCUGCCCUCGGUGCCACAUCGGGGUGGCCCGAAGCGGGGUGCCAGCUGUCCCAAAGCGGGGUGCCAGCUGUCCCGAAGCGGGGUGCCAGCUGUCCGGGACCGGGAUGGACGCCCCGACCCCUCUCCCCACGCUGAUCCGCAAGAAGCGGGACGGGGAGCGCCUGGAGGACGCCGAGAUCCGGAGCUUCGUGCGCGGCGUCACCGAGGGCACCGUGCAGCAGGGACAGAUCGGCGCCAUGCUGAUGGCCAUCCGGCUGCGGGGCAUGGACGCGGGUGAGACCCUGGCCCUGACCCAGGCCAUGGCCAGCUCUGGCCGGACAAUGGCCUGGCCGCCCGCCUGGCACGGGCUGGUGGUGGACAAGCACUCAACCGGUGGCGUUGGGGACAAGGUCAGCCUGGCCCUGGCCCCCGCGCUGGCCGCCUGCGGCUGCAAGGUGCCCAUGAUCAGCGGGCGCGGGCUGGGUCACACCGGGGGCACCCUGGACAAGCUGGAGGCCAUUCCCGGAUUCCGCGUCUCCCAGAGCCCCGAGGAGAUGCGGCACAUCCUGGAGCGGGUGGGCUGCUGCAUCGUGGGGCAGAGCGCGGAGCUGGUGCCCGCCGACCGGGUGCUCUACGGGCUGCGCGAUGUCACGGCCACCGUGGACAGCCUGCCCCUCAUCACCGCCUCCAUCCUCAGCAAGAAGGCGGCGGAGCGGCUCUCGGCGCUGGUGCUCGAUGUGAAGUUCGGGGGCGCAGCUCUGUACCCCACCCAGGAGAGCGCACGGGAGCUGGCACAGAGCCUGGUGGAGGUGGGCACCCAGCUGGGGAUCCGCACCGCGGCCCUGCUGACCCGCAUGGAGCAGCCGCUGGGCCGCGCCGUGGGCAACGCGCUCGAGGUGCUGGAGGCGCUCCAGUGCCUGGGGGGGAGCGGCCCCAGCGACCUGCGACACCUGGUCACCGUCCUGGGCGGGGUGCUGCUGUGGCAGUGCGGGAUGGAGCAGGGCCCCGAGCAGGGCCGUGAGCGCCUGGCCCGGGCUCUGGACGAUGGCUCAGCCCUGGGCAAGUUCGAGGCCAUGCUGGGGGCGCAGGGGGUGCCCCCCGAAACCGCCCGGGAGCUCUGUGCCGGGACCCCCGCCCGGCGCCGCCAGCUCCUGGGCCAGGCCGAGGUCUGCGAGGAGCUGCCCGUGCUGCAGGAAGGCUGGGUGCAGCAGGUGCGGGCGCUGCCCCUGGCGCGGGUCCUGCAUCACUUGGGCGCGGGCCGGGCUCGGGCCGGGGACCCCGUGAACCUCCGUGUGGGGGCCGAGCUGCUGGUGGGCACCGGGCAGCACCUGCGGGCAGGCCAGCCCUGGCUGCGGCUGCACCAUGAGGGGACCCUCAGCGCGCAGGCCCGGCGGGAGCUGCAGGACGCUCUGUGCCUCGCUCCGGAGCCCCCCCGGGACCUCCCGCCGCUGGUGGCCGAGACCAUCCUGCCCUCGGGAUCCGUGCGGGACUCACAAUAA
This is a messenger RNA of Catharus ustulatus (Swainson's thrush), 1722 nucleotides long. RefSeq names its product thymidine phosphorylase (gene TYMP). The coding region runs from base 1 to 1722 and encodes 573 amino acids. Gene Ontology annotation, molecular function: 1,4-alpha-oligoglucan phosphorylase activity; pyrimidine-nucleoside phosphorylase activity. Gene Ontology annotation, biological process: pyrimidine nucleoside metabolic process; pyrimidine nucleobase metabolic process. Lineage: Eukaryota; Metazoa; Chordata; Aves; Passeriformes; Turdidae. Gene Ontology annotation, cellular component: cytosol. The record is from RefSeq and is a predicted model, not a curated record. The transcript has 9 exons.